Molecule: messenger RNA, 1673 nt
Organism: Neogale vison (American mink)
Lineage: Eukaryota; Metazoa; Chordata; Mammalia; Carnivora; Mustelidae
Gene: TULP2
Product: TUB like protein 2
Exons: 13
Coding region: 1-1662 (553 amino acids)
Biological process (GO): protein localization to cilium
Cellular component (GO): cilium
Source: RefSeq, a predicted model, not a curated record
AUGUCUCAGGAGAAUGACACAUGGAAGAAAGAGGUGCUGGGGGAUGAGCUCAUCGCCAUGAGGCUGCAGAAGCUGGAACAGCAGAGACGGCUCUUUGAGAAGAAGCAGCGGCGGAAGCGCCAAGAGCCCCUCAUGGUUCAGGCCAAUCCCGACGCUUCCCUGUGGCCCCGGCGACCAUGGCGACGGGAGGAGCGCCUCGCGGGUGACAGCAGCCUUGGGAACCCUUUCCUCCAGGAAAACGUGCCAGAGGCACACCUGCGCUCUGGUGUCCACAGUGCCCUGGGCAUCGUGAGCUGCGGCGGAGAUGGCAGCGGUGAGCGUGGCCCACUGGCAUCGCCGACAGGAGGAGGUAAUCUCGAAUCCUUGGGCCGCCUGUACCUUAGAACUACACUCUCACCAGAAUCCAGGAAUCCUGAAACUACUACUUCUCCAACACUCAGGAAUCUCAAUCUCCAGUCCCUUUCCUUCUCCUGGCUGCCAGACAAUUCCGAUCCAGAGGUGGAGGAAGUUUCCGUGGAGGAUGUCCCCGCUUCUCCACCUCCUUAUAAAGAGCCUCCAGGGACUCGACGCAGGGGUUGGCCAGCCCACCAACGACCUGGGGCCAGUGCGGAGGAAGAGAGUGAACCCCAGGAUGUUGGAAAUGAAUACGAGGCCCCCAGUCCACAACCAAACCCAGGCAUGGAUGCUGACCUGGGACGCGGAAACUUGGCCUCCAACAAGGGCGAAGACCUGGAAGAGAAGAAAGAGGAGUCGGAGUCCAGAGUGAGGACGUCCCCACCGGCAGCCGAAGAGGUGUCCGAGACCCCGGAAGGCGAGGUCGGCGCGGGAAGCAGUGAUGUGGGCAGCUCGCCCCGCGCGCCUCUCCGCGCGCCAGGCCCUCGUCUGGGAGAGGACAUGGAAGCUUAUGUGCUGCGGCCGGCGGUGCGCGGCCGCACAAUGCAGUGUUGCAUCAGCCGCGACAAGCGCGGCGUAGACAAGGGCAUGUUCCCUUUCUACACUCUCUACCUGGAGGCCGCCGAAGGCCGGAAGCACUUCCUCCUGGCUGGGCGCAAGAGAAAAAGAAGCAAAACCUCAAAUUACCUCAUUUCCCUGGACCCCACAGACCUGUCUCGGGAUGGGGACAACUUUGUGGGCAAAGUCAGAUCUAAUGUCUUGGGCACCAAGUUCACCAUCUUUGACAAUGGGGUAAAUCCUGAAAGGAAGAAUUUCUUCCCGGAGACCACUCGGAUCAGAGAGGAGCUGGGGGCUGUGUGUUAUGAAACCAACGUCUUGGGAUUCCGAGGGCCCCGGAAAAUGACUGUGAUCAUUCCAGAAAUCAAUGCCCAGAACCAGAGAAUCCGUGUCCAACCUCAAAACGAACAGGAGUCGCUACUGAGUCGCCUCCAAUGCGGGGCCCGUCAGGGGCUGGUCCUGCUGCAAAACAAAGCCCCGUCGUGGAGCAACGAGAGCGGCUCCUACGUACUCAAUUUUCACGGCCGAGUCACUCGGGCCUCGGUCAAGAACUUCCAGAUCGUGCAUCCGGAUGACCCCGACUACCUGGUGCUCCAGUUCGGCCGCGUGGCCCCAGACACGUUCACCAUGGAUUUCCGCUUCCCACUUUGCCCACUCCAAGCCUUUGCCAUCUGCUUGUCCAGUUUCGGUGGCAAGCUAGCAUGUGAGUAAUGCAAUGAAAU